Molecule: messenger RNA, 1519 nt
Organism: Ipomoea triloba (trilobed morning glory)
Lineage: Eukaryota; Viridiplantae; Streptophyta; Magnoliopsida; Solanales; Convolvulaceae
Product: probable 3-hydroxyisobutyrate dehydrogenase-like 1, mitochondrial
Exons: 2
Coding region: 16-1101 (361 amino acids)
Molecular function (GO): NAD binding; oxidoreductase activity; NADP binding
Source: RefSeq, a predicted model, not a curated record
AUCCUAAAGAAGAAAAUGGAAUUAUUUUUGGAGGUUUUACAAUUUAUACCAGAUAAACCCGACAUCCAAAACAUGAGACUCUUAUCGCUCUUCCGUUCACUCCACUACUCCAACACCAAAGCUCACACUGUCUCGACCCGAUUCGCCGCCCGUAUCCGCUCCAUGGCCACCGCUAUCGAUGCCGUCAAUCCGUCGAACACUCGGCUGGGAUGGAUUGGCACCGGCGUGAUGGGCCGAUCAAUGUGUGGCCACUUGAUUAAGGCGGGAUAUAAGCUCACCGUCUUCACCAGGACUCCGAGCAAAGCCCAAGAGCUCAUUUCCAUGGGGGCGCAGUGGGCUGAAACUCCGAAAUCCGUCGCUGCUCAAUCCGACGUCGUAUUCUCCAUCGUCGGCUACCCCUCCGACGUCCGCCACGUCAUCCUCGAUCCCAAUUCCGGCGCCCUCUCCGGCCUAGGUCAAGGCGGCGUCGUGGUGGACCUGACCACCUCCGAGCCCUCCCUCGCGGUUGAAAUCUACUCCGCCGCGACCUCCGCCGGCUGCUCCGCGAUAGAUGCCCCCGUUUCGGGCGGCGAUCGGGGAGCCCGCAACGCCGCGCUUUCAAUCUUUGCCGGCGGGGACGAAACCCUAGUUCAGCGCCUCUCUCCCAUCUUUUCCCUCAUGGGUAGGGUUUAUUACAUGGGUGCCCCUGGAAAAGGCCAAUUCACAAAACUAGCUAAUCAAAUAACCAUAGCUUCGGGUAUGGUUGGGCUUUGUGAAGGCCUUAUAUAUGCCCACAAAGCUGGUUUGGACUUGGAACUAUAUCUCAGUGCAAUUUCAACUGGAGCCGCGGGCUCAAAAUCAUUGGACUUGUAUGGGAAUAGAAUACUGAGCAGAGAUUUGGAUCCCGGGUUUUAUGUGAAUCACUUUGUUAAGGAUUUGGGUAUCUGCUUAAAAGAAUGCCAAAACAUGGGUUUGUCAUUGCCAGGAUUGGCAUUGGCUCAGCAGCUUUAUCUAUCACUUAAGGCUCAUGGAGAGGGUGAUUUAGGUACCCAAGCUCUUGUUUUGGCACUGGAAAGGCUUAACAAUGUAUCACUGUCAAGUUCUUCAAAAGGAAAAGCUUAGAUGAAGAGUAAUGCAUGACUUGCCCAUUCUAGUUCUUUGGGUAUAUGGCUCUGGGUGUAGUAUUUUGCACUAUGGAGUUUGGAAACUGCAGCAGUGGCACAGUGCUUGUAGAAAUGCCUGACUAUUUGUCUAUUUAAAUAAGAUUGUUGGUUUCAUUUUUCAUUGAAACUCAUAGCUAAUGUAUAUUUGCUAUCAGAAACAAUGGUAGAAGACGAAUUUAUAAUGAUUUAAAGUGUGAAACUCCUUUGGUAACUUGAAAAUAGUUUAUGGUGAGAGAGGAGUAAUUGUAAUCUAAUACUAUAGUACAUGGGGCUAGUGAGCAAUCGUGUAAGUUAUCAAGCUCUAGUGAUAUAUUGUACAGGUUAACGGCAAAUAUGUAUUGUGGCAGCUAAGUUAGCUUAGAAAGAUGUUGGAACUA